Molecule: messenger RNA, 306 nt
Organism: Ilex paraguariensis (yerba mate)
Lineage: Eukaryota; Viridiplantae; Streptophyta; Magnoliopsida; Aquifoliales; Aquifoliaceae
Source: the annotation of a GenBank genome assembly
AUGGGUCUAGAGGUUCAGGUUCAGUCAGAGUUUGAAUCAGAAGAUUCAUAUUCAAUUCUCCUAUUUGGUGGUGGCGCCCUAACUCUGGUUUAUUUAGCGACGGCCAUUGUUGGAUCCAUUGAUUCUAUCCCUGUGGUGUGUAGUACGUAUUCAUUUUUCUUACAGAAGAUUGAAUUCCCUAAAUUGAUGCAAGUUGUGGGUCUUGCCUACACAUUCUGGUUCAGCACCCGCUACCUAAUGUUUAAGAGAAAUAGGGAAGAAUUGGCUGCCAAAAUUGAAGAAAUUAAGGAGCAGGUCCUAGGUUAA